This is a messenger RNA of Pseudomassariella vexata, 939 nucleotides long. RefSeq names its product Rhodanese-like domain-containing protein. Gene Ontology annotation, molecular function: thiosulfate-cyanide sulfurtransferase activity. The transcript is spliced from 2 exons. Gene Ontology annotation, biological process: transsulfuration. The record is from RefSeq and is a predicted model, not a curated record. Bases 1 to 939 code for a protein of 312 amino acids. Lineage: Eukaryota; Fungi; Ascomycota; Sordariomycetes; Amphisphaeriales; Pseudomassariaceae. Gene Ontology annotation, cellular component: mitochondrion.
AUGGAAUCCUGUCGCAAUCUCUCCUCAUACCUCGUCACGCCAAAGGAGCUCUCCGAGGCGAUGAAGAAGAGCCCGCCGAAUCCUGUCAGCCCCGAACCUCGAGUCGUACCUCUUUGCGCCUCGUGGUUCCUUCCCAAUGAUGAGCGCAAAGGCAUUGAAGUGUUCCGCGAGCAGCGCAUUCCCAAGGCAAAGUUCUUCGAUCUUGAUAAGGUCAAGGACAAGCAUAGUCCAUACCCGCACAUGCUGCCGAGCGCAAAGGAGUUUGCUGCUGCUAUGAGCGAACUUGGCAUCAGAAAGGAUGACACAGUUGUGGUCUACGACUCAAAGGAGGUGGGCAUAUUCAGUGCACCGAGAGUCGGCUGGACAUUGAGAGUCUUUGGACAUCCCAAAGUCCAUUUACUCAACAACUUCAAGUUAUGGGUGGAAGAGGGCUACCCAACCGAGUCAGGCGAGCUCUACAGCGUGGAGUGCAGCACAUACCCGAUCCCGAAGACAGAUCUAGAGGACAAGGUCGCAAGCUACGAGGAGGUCAGGGACGUUGCUCUGGAUUACAAGAAGGAGGGUGCAGAAGGUGUACAGAUACUGGAUGCAAGACCUGCAGGCAGGUUUGCAGGCACAGCACCUGAGCCCAGGGAAGGCCUGUCGUCAGGUCAUAUGCCUGGUGCUAUCAACAUUGCCUUCAACGAAGUCCUGGAUCCCAAGACCAAAGCUUUCUUGUCGAAGGAUGAGCUGAGGAAACUGUUUGAGAAGAAGGGCGUGGAUCCUACCAAGCCUAUCAUCUCUAGUUGUGGAACGGGUGUGACAGCUGUCGUCAUCGAGACGGCGCUUGAAGAGGCAGGAUUUGGAACCCCAGAAACCCGAAAGGUUUAUGAUGGCAGCUGGACCGAGUGGGCACAGCGAGUUAAGCCAUCAGAUAAUCUCAUCCACAAGGAUGAAUAA